Corticium candelabrum is the source of this 646-nucleotide messenger RNA. RefSeq names its product dynein light chain Tctex-type 5-like. The record is from RefSeq and is a predicted model, not a curated record. Gene Ontology annotation, cellular component: cytoplasmic dynein complex; cytoplasm. The coding region runs from base 21 to 446 and encodes 141 amino acids. Gene Ontology annotation, biological process: microtubule-based movement. The transcript has 2 exons. NCBI's taxonomy places the organism in Eukaryota, Metazoa, Porifera, Homoscleromorpha, Homosclerophorida, Plakinidae. Gene Ontology annotation, molecular function: dynein intermediate chain binding.
UUAGUCAACAGUCGUAGUCAAUGGAUGCAGGCAACGCAAAAGGACAAGCAACUACAAGAAAGCAACAGAGACGACCACUAAAGCUGACCCAAAAUGUCGGUUCAUCAUCAAAACGCACAAGCAUCACCGACGAUAUACCAAGGCGAUACGAAAACACACACAAGAUGAAACCACUCGAGCCUUUUCCAGCCAGUCAAGUCACUCAAAUCAUACAAGAAACGCUAGAGGAGCAUCUUCUCGACAGAACGUACGAGCAGCCGUUCUGCUCUCAGAUGGCUUGCACUCUCUCGCUUGUAAUUAGAGAGCGCGUCAAGGAGCUUGGACAGACCGUCGACAGAUUCAACCGCUCGCUGUGGAGAGAGGAAAGUGAUACUUAUGCUCGUGCGAUCGUCUCCAACGGGUCUCUGUUCGCUGUCGGUUUGGUGUUCGGUGUCUAUUCCGACUAACACUGUGACCGUGCAACAGGGAAGAAAUAGUGUGGCGUCGCAAGAACUUGACUUUCAAACACUUGCAGACCUUUAGUAGAAAUGUGUAGUGCGCCUGCCUUCUGUGCGUUUGGGUGACAAAGUCGCAAUUAAAUUGGCAUAGUAAAUCUAGCGGAUACGUUAAGACAUGCAAGUUGUUCAUAUUAUAGUGAAACCUGCGC